This is a messenger RNA of Brachypodium distachyon (stiff brome), 1044 nucleotides long. RefSeq lists its product as uncharacterized. Gene Ontology annotation, biological process: regulation of cyclin-dependent protein serine/threonine kinase activity; regulation of transcription by RNA polymerase II; DNA repair. The record is from RefSeq and is a predicted model, not a curated record. Gene Ontology annotation, cellular component: transcription factor TFIIH holo complex. The transcript has 5 exons. Lineage: Eukaryota; Viridiplantae; Streptophyta; Magnoliopsida; Poales; Poaceae. The coding region runs from base 143 to 727 and encodes 194 amino acids.
CGGGCCUUCGCUUCUUCCCCUUUCCCCUUCCCGUCAGAAGACUCAGAACCCUAGCUCAUUUACCACGGCGCGACUCCACGGCAACUAAUCUCGCGGUCUAGUCGGCGGUGGCGGCGGCGGCGGCGGCGGCGGUGACGGAGAUAUGGUGGUGGCGGGGAGCGGUGGAGGGAAUGCGUGGGCGAAGGAGAUGACCCUCCGCCGGAGGAUGGCCAGCAUAUUCAACAAGACGCGGGACCAUUUCCCGUCGCUGAAAGAUUACAACGAUUACCUGGAAGAAGUCGAGGAUAUGACCUUCAACCUGAUAGAAGGAAUCGACGUCGAGGCGAUUGAAUCCAAAAUUGCCAGGUAUCAACAGGAAAAUGCUGAACAGAUUUACUUGUCGCGAGCUAAAAGGGCUGAAGAUCUUGCUGCGGCACUUAAAGCAAGCAGAAUGAUCCCUGUGAAGGCUGAUCCUAGUGAUAUGGCUGCUGGAAGCUCCCAAGGCAUCAGUGGUGGGGCGGGAGUUCAAGGCCAGUAUGCCCCUGCUGCAGUUCCUGGUGGGUUGAAUCAGCCUCGUCCAACUGGUAUGGCCCCGCAACCAAUCGGUGGUUUCGUGGAUCCUCUUCAAGGACAUGACGAGGAGACCAUGAGACUUCGUGCGGAGAGAGGAGCUCGAGCAGGUGGUUGGACGGCGGAAUUGAGUAGGAAGAGAGCAUUAGAGGAGGCGUUUAACAGCAUAUUUAUCUAAAGGUUAGAUCAGAUGCAGCACCUGUCCCAGAGGAUGCCUGGUUAACUUCCGACAGCCCUCAGACUAGCACAUACUACUUGUUGAUCUAUAGCAUGGUUUCUGGACUUCAAGCACGGGAGAUCAAAAUAUCAUUCAGCGUCAAAUAGCCCAGCAAUCAUCAUGUUGAUGUACUUUUGCUCAUAGCAAUGACCGCUAUGCACUUGCCAAUCUGUGAAGUACAUAAUAGCUGUGAAACUUGUCAUUGUUCCUCUGUAAUGGCAGGGUAUUUUGUUUUACGAACGUCGCCUCCUUCUGAAUAUAGUAUCACUUCUUCCACU